UCCCUUGUUUAUUUUGUCACACUGUAUUAAGAGUGAACAUGUGAUAACAGAAUCACUUCCAGUCCAUUCCUAUACUUGCAAAAGUGCUUGUACCUUGAUACCGCUGCAUGCAAUUAUAGUUCCUUAUAUCUUGUCCCAUAGUCGCACUCAUCUGCUGGUAGAAAUUCUGCCUUUUGGCAUUGUUUUAAUCAAAGUACUUACUCUUUUUAGUUAUAUUGCCUCCCUUGUAAGUUCACUGUUGGCUUUGCUGAAAAGCUGACUGCUGAGUUAGUGAUGAGAUGAGACCCAUCCGAAGGACGCAACCUUUCCAACGAGAACAUACAAUACAAGAGUGUGCAAGGGCUGUGCUGUCAUUGUCUUUAACACAGAAGGCAUUGCUGAGUCAAACAGGUGGCAGAGGAAACCAAGAAUGAUUGUUGGUCCAAAAUUACUGAACUAACAUGAGGUGUUAGACAUGUUGCUGAUUAUGGUUACAUUCUGAAAUCAAAAUGUUCUGACUUCGAUUAAACCCUGAUCACUUAAUCAGCCUUUCUUUUAUUGAAGUCAACCUUCGAUUUUAGAAUGCAAACAUAUUUUAAUUUCCUGUCAUGAGUUUAACAGAUGUGUAUUAAAACAUGUUUUGGAUUUUUGCCACUCAUCUACAAAAUGUUUGAGAAUUGAGAGCAUUGUUGUAACUGUGUGUCAUGAUAUUACAGACACAGACUACAAUGUAACUGUUGUCUUUGAUUCAACUGGCCCCUUUAAUCCGCCCUUCAGCAGGAACACAGCUUCCCUGGUCUCCAUACCUAUCAAGGGACCUUAUUUAUUACACACAAUAGUUGAUCUUAUUUAUACACACUAUUACCAUGCGUUUCCACUUGGGAAGGGGACAGGGUGAUGGAGGGACAGGACACAGAGACAGGAGAAGAACAAAACAGUACUAAAGAAACAAAGAGAGUCCAUGUUGUAGCAAGUGAUUCAAAAGCCAUCAGUACAACACAGUUUAAUCCCUUUGGCUAAAGUUGCUGACAGUGGAUAACCCUUUAAAAUGGCCCCUGUCAUGCCUCGUGGUAUAGGAGCGCCCCCCCAGCAUGUUAGUAAAGAUUUGUGCUUUCAAGCGGGCCAGUUCCACACGCACAAAUUCGGCCACAGGACUGAAUCCCCUUAGCUGCCCCAAACCCACAGACCACUUCUCUUUAUACGCCGGUGAGCAGGCCAAAGCUGAACAAGAGGAACCUGACCCAGUCUGCUGUAGCCUGCAGAGUACAGAGGGACCAACCAGUCACAUCAUGAUUGAAGCUGACCGAGAGCUAUCAGCCAUGGUGCAGGAUAUAUGGGAUAAAGAUGUCAACAGACUGAAACCAGGGACAGACUACCGGAUCUCUCUGCAGGGGAAAGCUGGGCCUGUGAAUGCUGACAUGAAUGAUGACAUGAAUGAUGACAAUGAUGGAGCCGGAUAUCCUCUGUUCUCAUUUGUCGAUGAACGCAUUUUCAAAAAGGAGUCUUUCUUAGCCUUUAUCUCUCUACUGGAUAACUAUGAAAGUGAUACGGGUGAGCCUGAGAUUGUAACCCCAGAGGAGGAAGCAGAAAACCACAAGUUUCUGGACUGCAUGCUUCGAACGCCCACCAUGAAGAUUGCACAUAAGUACCUAGUAGAGAAACAGCUCUCCCCAGAGGGAUUACCGGAAUUCAAGAAGCAGCUCUACCGUAUCUGGUUUGAGCUGUACGCCAGACGAGGAGCUAGCAAGUGGGUGGAACUCUCCUCUACGCCAGACUCCUCAGGGUUUGAGCAUGUCUUUGUCGGAGAGACCAGAGGGGGCCGCACAGUCAUCGGCUUUCAUAACUGGAUUCAGUUGUAUUUGCAAGAAAAGCUGGGACACAUUGAUUACAAAGGCUACAGUGUGAACGCAAAUUCCCCCCAGCCUGACGAGAACAAGCAUAUCCUGGCACUACAGUUCAGUUGGAAGAAUGGAAUUAAACCCAAAGGCAGCAUCUUCGUUGGUGUCAGUCCUGAAUUUGAGUUUGCCCUUUAUACCCUGUGUUUCCUGGUCUCACCCAAUGAGCGUGUCAAAGUGUUCUUCAGUAUCUAUGAGGUGGAUAUUGUCUGUCACCACUACAACCAGAAGCAUAUUGGCACAACUUACCCUGUUCUUGUGAAAUAUCAAAAUGAACCAAAAAAACAAUAAAACUAAUCAAACAGGACUCAAAUACACUCUCACCCAAGUGUCAUGAGUAUUGUUUUAGUCUUUUUGUAUUUUUAAAUAAAGAUACAAUACAUCUUACAAGAA
This is a messenger RNA of Oncorhynchus nerka (sockeye salmon), 2267 nucleotides long. It is a transcript of the gene endou2, whose product is annotated as endonuclease, polyU-specific 2. Gene Ontology annotation, molecular function: RNA endonuclease activity. NCBI's taxonomy places the organism in Eukaryota, Metazoa, Chordata, Actinopteri, Salmoniformes, Salmonidae. The transcript is spliced from 7 exons. The record is from RefSeq and is a predicted model, not a curated record. The coding region runs from base 1071 to 2165 and encodes 364 amino acids.